Messenger RNA from Drechmeria coniospora, 1047 nucleotides. RefSeq lists its product as uncharacterized. The coding region runs from base 1 to 1047 and encodes 348 amino acids. The record is from RefSeq and is a predicted model, not a curated record. The transcript is spliced from 2 exons. Gene Ontology annotation, cellular component: cytosol. NCBI's taxonomy places the organism in Eukaryota, Fungi, Ascomycota, Sordariomycetes, Hypocreales, Ophiocordycipitaceae.
AUGCCCCUGAUCGUGCAGAAGGCCCCAAACCGCAUCAUCCUGGGUCUCAUGACCUUUGGGCCCAAGGCGGAAGACGGGGCUCGAAUCACGGACCUCAAUACCUUCAACAAGGCGCUCGAUGUUUUCCAGGCCCGCGGCUACAACGAAAUCGACACGGCGCGCACCUACGUGGCAGGCCAACAGGAAGCCUUCACCAAGCAGGCCCUGUGGAGGGAGCGAGGGUUGACGCUGGCGACAAAGGUUAAAUACCCGUCGAAGCUGGGAGAGAAUGCGGCGGACAAGGUGGUCGAGUCUGUCGAGACGAGCUUGAAGGAGCUCGGGGCCGACUGCGUCGAUAUUCUCUACCUGCACCGUCCCGACCGAGGCACGCCCUUUGCCGAGACGCUCGAGGCGGUCGAUCGGCUGCACAAGGCGGGCAAGUUUGUUCGCCUGGGCAUCAGCAACUUUGCCGCCUUCGAGGUGGCCGAGGUGGUCAUGACGUGCAGGUACAACAAUUGGGUCCGACCGUCAGUGUACCAGGGCAUGUACAACGCCAUCACGCGCAACGUCGAGCCCGAGGUGUUCGUGGCCUGCCGGCGCUACGGCCUCGACAUUGUCGUCUACAACCCCCUCGCCGGCGGCCUGUUCUCGGGAAAGGCGCGGUCGUCCGACAUGGUGCCGGAGAGCGGACGGUUCUCGGACGUGAGCCCAUCACUGGGGGCCAACUACCGUCAGCGGUACUUUCGUGAGAGCACCUUUCGGUCGAUGCAGAUGAUCGAGAAGGCGCUCGGUCGGCACGAGGGGCUGACGAUGAUCGAGACGGCACUGCGGUGGAUGGUGCACCACUCCCAGCUGCGCUUCAAGGACGGCAACGACGGCAUCAUCAUCGGCGUAUCGAGCGUCGACCAGCUCGAGAGCAACCUGGACAAUCUGGAAAAGGGACCGCUGCCGGAGGACGUGGUGGCGGCGCUCGACGAGGCCUGGGCCGCAUGCAAAGGAGAAUCGGCCGAGUACUGGCACGGCGAUCUCGAGUACGGGUACGACACGUGCAAAGCGCUGUUUGGGUGA